Messenger RNA from Lampris incognitus (smalleye Pacific opah), 1610 nucleotides. It is a transcript of the gene cnep1r1, whose product is annotated as CTD nuclear envelope phosphatase 1 regulatory subunit 1. The record is from RefSeq and is a predicted model, not a curated record. Gene Ontology annotation, cellular component: cytoplasm; Nem1-Spo7 phosphatase complex. Lineage: Eukaryota; Metazoa; Chordata; Actinopteri; Lampriformes; Lampridae. The coding region runs from base 793 to 1170 and encodes 125 amino acids. The transcript has 6 exons.
CAGCAGUUCUGUGUGAUUGACCUUUGAAGAGGAAUUGCCGGGAAGAGUGUACCUUGAUUAUGUGAGCUACAUAGCGUGAAGCCUUAUGAAAGAGCUCCUCUUAUGUUUUUGCUAUCAAUAUGGACACGUUGCUGCAGUAUGUAAUGUCGUCAGAAGAUGUGGGGAGGACAACCGCAACGUAGAAAAGUGUAAAGUGGAGAAAACGCAAGCGAAGUGCCUUCGCUACAACCCUGAUGUGGGGGUCAGCACAGGGUCCAAAACGAAUUAAGGAAUAGAAAGUGAAUAAAGUGAGAGCAGAAACGGGAUUGUCGUAUGCUGAAGCUGCUUAGGGAACGGAUGAAAAAACAAUGAGAAUGAUGUAAGACAAGAAGCUAAGGAGGAUAAAUCAAUUAAAAAAAAGUAUGCCGAGUUUUUCUUUUGUGAGGACCAGAUACAGUUUUUGGCCUUUUGGCAAUGCUAAUUUGACUACUGCUGGAGUAGGAAGAGAAUCCAAGAGAGUUGGCAUAAUUGUUGAGGCAGCAAGGGCAUUUCUGGGUGUUGUAGGCGUUUCUGGAGGAGGUGUGUAGCAGCUGCUGGGAGAGGCAUGUAGUCCCUCUCAGAAACCUGUGAAAUAAUUAGUUUAAUUGAGAAGAUAGGAUUUUUUUAAAGUACAUAUAGCCGUUUUGAGCCACUUUCCAUUCCAGUUGAUGGCGGUAAUGCACCACAUCGUUGCUUGCCAGCCGCCAAUAAACCCCGAGGAAGAAGAAGCAGACUAACAACCAGAGCCUACAGCCGCCGGGGGAAGAGACAGCGAUGAAUUCCCUGGAGCAGGCCGAAGACUUAAAGGCCUUUGAGAGAAGACUGACAGAGUAUGUCUCCUGUUUGCAACCUGCAACAGGUCGGUGGCGAAUGAUUCUGAUAGUGGUGUCUGUCUGUACAGCCACUGGAGCCUGGAAGUGGUUGAUAGAUCCUGACACACAGAAGGUGUCAUUUUUGUCAUCACUGUGGAAUCAUCCGUUCUUCACAAUCAGCUGUAUAACUCUAAUCGCCCUGUUCUUCGCUGGAAUACACAAACGAGUCGUUGCGCCAUCAAUUAUUGCUGCUCGAUGUCGGACAGUUUUAGCAGAAUACAAUAUGUCCUGUGAUGAUACGGGGAAGCUUAUUCUCAAACCACGACCAAACAUUCAAUAACCAGACAAUUGUGGGUUGAGGGUCAGGGAAUUUGUGUUCUUAAACUUGCUAUGUUUAUUGCCACUGAUCAAUCUCUGAGAUCUUUAGAGGUAAUUAAAAAAAAAAAGAAAAAAAAAGAGAGAGAUGGAAGGACAAGCAGUACAGCAAUGAGGCAGGUUUUGUCUUUGAAAUUGAAAUCUGCCCAGAGGAAUGAAGAAAUGAACAGAAAAUAAGUCUGUUAAUGUCACUCUUGAAGCUGUUCACUAACAUAUAUAUUUUACUCAUUUGUCAUGAGUCCAUAUGUGUUUAUUUCUGUUGUGCAUGUCUUUUAGAUAAAUCUUUAUAUUUUUAAACUGUUAUUUACAAAAUUAAUACUGACGUUCCUUUCAGACUGCUCCCCCUGUAUUGCAUAUAAUCUCAGACCUAAGCUGUUAUUUACCAUAAAGAAUUAAAAUGUGUUU